GCUGAUACUGGCGGCGUGUGCAGCGCUGUAGUCUCUCAUGAAGGGAUGAAAUCUCUGCAACUUUACAUGUUGUCAACAUGUAUGACUACCGAGCUGCUCGGUUUGUGCGCCAUUCUUGACUAAGAAGACGUCACUGUGAUGCCAUAAUGACCCAGAGCCUUAGUCCUUGAGGUAUUCUCUAGGACACAACUGGAGAGCUUUUUUAGAGGACUCUAUCCAGAAACUUGGAUGUCAACAUGGACAACAUCAGCGAGUACAUCUGGCAGCGCCGCAUCCAUCAUGGUGUGAGGUACCAGAAAACUGAAACCCCGUUCCCAGAGUCGGUCGCUGCCGGUCUGGAGUUUAACGCAGCAUUGGAUAGGGAGGAAAAGCUGGAUCUGUCUCUUCUGACAAAUGCCAUCAUGCUGGAGCUCUGUGAGUUUGCCAGAUGUGUGACCAGGUCUGAGGGUUAUUUCCUGUUUGAUAUAUUGGAGUUUAACUUUGACCUUGGUGUGGAUCCAGACAAUGAAAGACAGUGCCUUGAAUACCAAAGACGCAUUCUAAACAGAUUAAGAGUAGUGAAGGGCCAAAUCAAGUUUAAACCUCACAGAUGGAAAGAAAGUUUUCCACUUCCAGAACUCAGUGAAUUGAGAGUGUCAGCAGGGUCAGAGCAAGAGAUAAAAUGCCCUAAAGUGAAGAAAAUGUUGGAUAUUUCAGUCCUCACUGCUGGGAGCAAAGACAGCGAUUCUUCAGAGAAUAAGACGGAGAGUAAUGGAGCUGUGAGUUCUGCCUUCACCAUAAAGAAAAAAGGAGUGGGUUUGCUACAAAUAACCGCUGAUUCUUUCCCUAACUGCAAAGACCUCGGCGUGACUUUGUUCGUCCGUCCAGAAAACGCACGAAAAGAGAAGCUCGACCCAAAUCUGCUGACUAAGGGUGUCAUGAUAGAACUGCUUGACCUGUGCAAAGCCAUGCGUGGAACAAUGACUGACAUAGUUUAUGAUCUUGUGAAGCAAAACUUUGGCUACGAGUUUGAUCAAAUGCUUUUUCGCAUCCAACUUGCCAAAAUUGUGCAGAAGAAGUACCCCUUCCAAAACUCAGAGGACAGGGAUGCUCUGCGAAGGGAACCUUUUCUAUUUCAGAGCAAAAGAGAAGAUCGGCUUGGUAAAAAGAGACGAAACUCAACGAAAGAAGUAGAAAAACUCACCAUGGCCUCUAAGAGAUGGUCACCGCACAAUGAGAGUGAUAGGACAGAGAUUUGGAAGGACGGUGAGCUUUCGUACAUGUGUCCGGUUGAUUUUGAGACAGAAAUGCAGUCCGAUAUGGAGAAAGAACCAGAAAACCCUGCAGAAACAACGUCAGCAGCGGAUGAAGAAACCAUGUUAAAUGUGGUUGUAAAGCAAGAAGAAGAAGAAAUGUUCAUUUCUUCAGUGCAGCCUCAAGAAAAUGGGGUGGGCUGUAAGGUAGACUUUAAGGUGGAUCCCGAUCAUACCACCACCAUGGUCCCAACAGUAGUCUCAGAUCCCACAGCAAUCAUGAAUCCACCAGCAGACGUAAAACCCAGAGCAGGCUUGGAACCAAGCCCAGGCUUGGAUCCAACAGCAGUCUUGGAACCCAAAGGAGUCUUGGAUGCAACAGCAGUCUUGGAUCCAACAGCAGCCUUGGAACCCAGUGCAAUCUGGGAUCUGAGGAAAAAUGAGAACAUGAAUGCAAAAACACCAAAACAAAGGCUUUGGAUGAGACGUACCACUCGUUCAAAACAAAUCCUGAGUUCUAGCCGAGUGAAGGACUUGUUCGCAAACUGCAAAGCAAUCGGUUUGGACUUCAGUGUUGGCUCAGGUGACAAACAGAGCAUGGAUCUACAACUGUUUACCAACGGCGUCAUGUGGGAGGUUUAUCGAUUUGCUACAGCCAUGAAGAAAAGCAUGCACAGUUUUUCUCUCGAAACGUUUGACAACAACUUCAACAUUUUCCUCCAAGAUGAACAACAUCAGCGCAAUUUUACGGUUUACAUGGCAGCAAAAGAAAGAAUUCUCCUGAACAACCCUUCCAGGCACAGGAUGGAGUUUCUCAGUAGUCCGUGUAAAAUCCCUGAAUUUUACAACAUGGUAGAUGUGACUGGUGAUUUUCAAACUGACGAGUCCCAACCCCAAGAACAGCAAAUAAACCUUGAUUCAGUUGGGUUUGAUCCAACCCAGCAGGAAGAUUCAGAUCUGCACCCAUUCUGUAGAAAGAUAGGCCUCAACCUGUGGUCGACAGAUCGACGUCCUACAAGCCAAAAGCUCGAUUUGACUGUCCUGACCAAUGGCGCCAUGCUUGAAAUUUGCAGCCUUGUCAGAGAUCUUUGUGGAACUGUCCACGAGACUGUGAAUGACAUCCUUGAGCACAAUUUUGAUCUUGAUCUCCAAAGCGGUAAGACCACUGAAGCCAAGGCAAUCCAGAGAUGGUAUGGCAAACAGAAAACUUUAAUGGUAAGGGCAAACUACAAGUCAAAGAUGAAGAUAGACAUGUGGUUAAAAAUGCCGGUCGCUCUGGAUCCGCAAUCAAAGUCUGGGCAACAAACGUUUGGCAAGUACCAAAAGAAUCUGGGUCCAGAGCACUUAACCCCAGGGGGGGAAAAGUUCUUUGCGUUUAGUGGUAAUGCAAAGAAGGUGAAAAGCAGCUAUGGUACCUGUAAAGAAAUAGGACUGGUCCUUGAUGUUGGCGCUAAACCAGGAGCCAAAAGAAAACUUGACCUACGAGUGCUGACCAGGAGAAUCCUCUUGGAGAUACAUGAAUAUGUUUUGCGAAACAGUAACCACUACGUUCCCGCUCUGUACCAUAUCCUUGAGUACAACUUCGAUCUGAGCUCCCAGAACCAUCGCAAGGUGGAGUUUGCCUGGUCCAUCGCAUCCCAGGUGUUAAUUAUAGCAGGAAAAAACAACAGGAAGGGGAAUUACCUGAACAAAAACGUUGAUUUGCCCUUGGAGUUCCCACAGUCCUCAUGGAGUGUCUGCAAAGAGGAGCCGGAGGAUGGGAACCCUGAACUGGACCUCAGUUGUAACUCAGAAAUCAUGUUUGUUAAAGAGUUGAAGCCCGUCGAUAUAGAAGUUGAGAUCAUGUAGACGUUGUUUUUGUUUUGGAACCGAUGUUCAGACCAAGGCUCCUGGCCCUCCUUACUUUGUCUAAAUGGUUGCCAAAAGGAAUCCUUGAAUUAACAGGUUUAAUCCAAACCAGUGUAAAAAGAACAAGCUUAACAUAACAGAAAAAAAAGUUGAUUUAUUGAGUUCAACUAAAACUGAACUUAAAUACUACAAUAUUAACUUUCUGUUACGUUUGCUUUCUGAUUCAAGGUCAACAGCGUUUAGGUGCCAUUUUCAGUGCCGUAAAUUAGUAGUACAGACUUCCCUCCAUACUCAUGACAGAUUCAACGCAAUUAGGAUUUUUGUUCAUGCCCAGUACAGUUCUAAUCAAAAGUCUGUUUUCAGUCACGUGAUCCUGGUGUUGCAGGAAUGCCAGAUGGGGGGCAGGAAGUGAAGACCAGCAAUUCUAAUCAAAAGGAAUGUAGCCAAGUUAGUCCGUAAAAGCUCUAAGUGGGCCUGCAAAAAAUUGAUUCUUACCACAGGUUAGCUCAUUUACCUGCCGUGGAGGUGAUCAAUGACACUAAUGACUUAGUCCUGCAGACCUCCUCCUACACGGAUGAAGGGAGACGAUAGUCUAGAAGAGUCUUGUACCAAGCUAAGAGGCUAGCUGAGCCUCUUUAACUGCUUUUCUCCCUCGUUUUGUCAUAAACAUUCCUCUAAUGGAAACGCUCAUAUACUACUAAGACUCUUGUGGGGUACUGGUUGGAUUAGUGGUCUAGACUGGCAAGGAUGGAAUGUUUUAUAAGCUUUACAGUCUGACAUCUUUCUAAAGACUUUAAAGGAGGACAUUAUGAAAGGCAGGAUGGAAUGUUGGUGAAGCCAGGGAUGUUUGGGGCUUUUCCCCUCCAUUUUUCUCCAAUAGGCCAUAGUUGGCAACUUCUGGAAAAUUGGGUGGAAUUUGUGGGGGGAAACCCUCACACCUCAGGCGACAAACGGCAAAGAUGCUGGGUAUUUAUGCAUAAGAUAACGAGUGUAAUGUGUUCAUGAACAGCUGACACUUUAAUAGGAACAGCAGGAGCUGGCUCCCAUUUGAGAGCCAGUUUCCUUUCUUCCAUUUUUUUCAGUAUUUAAUCCACAUUGAAAAUCCAAACUGGUGCCAAAUAAAGAGCUGACAGAGGCUCUUAAUCCACAGUUACCAGUUCUCUCUGAUCUUCUUGAUUUAUUUUUUUAGCCUGAAUGUGUCACUACUUUCUGGACUCAAAGGUAGCUCAGGACUAAUGUUCUUUCUCUUCACUUUGACCAGUUGGCACAGCUGUUGUCAGCUCAAACUUGACAUUUUGAUAGCACCUCUGUCUGCAGAGAUCACUUCCUGUCCCCCAUCUGGAGUGCUUGGUGUAACUGAUGCACUAAUAGAUGGACUACAGUGGCAGUGAUGGCAGUCUGGGUUCUGUUUGAGCUGCUCACCCCCAGUCCAUGUUAUUUAAACUUCACACUCUAUAGCAGUGAUACUCAACCUGUGGCUCUGGACCCUCACAGGGCUCUUUUAUGUCUUAAUUUGAAAUCUGACUCCCCCAGAAAACCUUAAAAAAGGGAAACUUUGACCUCUGGAAUUGCCAG
Messenger RNA from Cheilinus undulatus (humphead wrasse), 4655 nucleotides. RefSeq lists its product as uncharacterized. The transcript has 2 exons. The record is from RefSeq and is a predicted model, not a curated record. Lineage: Eukaryota; Metazoa; Chordata; Actinopteri; Labriformes; Labridae. Bases 237 to 3080 code for a protein of 947 amino acids.